UCUUCAUCCGAAACUUGUUUAUUACAUCUUAUAAAAUUAAUUGAAGUGCUACUUUAAAAUGAAGAAGAGAUUGCCCGAUAACUUUGUUAAAGCCCCAAGUUAAAUGAUUACGUCAACAGCAUCCCAGACUGAACAUGAUCGAAACAAUAAUACGAAAUUACAAAUACUAAAAAAACUCCGCAAGUCGUCUAAAAUCCACGACAUCAGGGUCCAAGAUGAGUCUAAAAGGUAUAAAACUGGUCACUUUUGAUGCCACAAACACACUCUUGAAAUUCAAAUCACCGCCUUGGGAAUACUAUGCCUGUAUAGCUACAGAUUAUGGCUUCAAAGGUACAGGGGAAGAGAUAAAGUCGUGUAUGCUAAGCAGUUACAAAACCACAUGGAGUCAGCACCCAAACUUCGGUAGAGAUAGCAUUGAAUGGCCAGAAUGGUGGCGAAAAGUUGUAACAUUGACACUAAAAGACAAGGUACCAAGUAAGGAACUAAAUAACAUAGCUAGCAGACUCAUACAAGACUUUAAAACCACCAAAUGUUGGGAAUGCAAUAAAGGUGCUAACAAAAUAUUAAGAAAGAUCAAAGAAAAAGGUAUCAACAUUGGAGUCAUAUCCAAUUUCGACCCGAGACUGCAUGAGAUCUUACAAAAUGUGGAUAUUCACAAAUACUUUGACUUUGUUUUAACAUCAUACGAAGUUGGAUACGCCAAACCUGAUGUGAGGAUAUUUGAGAAAGCUCUAGAAAAAUGUGGAGACGGUGUAACACCAGAAGAAUCGCUUCACAUAGGCGAUGAUGUGGAGAAGGAUUUAGAAGGAGCACAAUCAGCCAAUUGGAAGGCUGUACUCAUUACCAAAGCAACUGAGAAACCACUAGCAUGUAAACAUGUGUUCAAAACCUUAGAUGAGUUAAGCUUAGCUGUAGAGAAUGGUCUAACCUUGUUUUGAUGAUUAUUUCUUAUUUAGGUAGUUAAGAGUAGACUUAGCAAUCAAUUUUGUUGUUUAUUUAGAGGGAGAAAGGUACUUAAGUUUAUUUUGCUAUUUAUUCUUAAUUAUAUUUCUGGUUUUUA
Plutella xylostella (diamondback moth) is the source of this 1060-nucleotide messenger RNA. RefSeq names its product rhythmically expressed gene 2 protein. Gene Ontology annotation, cellular component: nucleus. The record is from RefSeq and is a predicted model, not a curated record. NCBI's taxonomy places the organism in Eukaryota, Metazoa, Arthropoda, Insecta, Lepidoptera, Plutellidae.